This is a messenger RNA of Monosiga brevicollis MX1, 1763 nucleotides long. RefSeq lists its product as uncharacterized. NCBI's taxonomy places the organism in Eukaryota, Choanoflagellata, Craspedida, Salpingoecidae. The transcript is spliced from 9 exons. The record is from RefSeq and is a predicted model, not a curated record. Bases 16 to 1689 code for a protein of 557 amino acids. Gene Ontology annotation, molecular function: lipid binding.
GUGAAUUGGCAACGAAUGUUGGAGAUUAUUCAAGAGGCAUCGCCUGACACGACGCCUGGGCGAGUAACGCGCUACCACAUUCUCUCUUUUGGGUGGCUUGUGGGUGGUCUAGUGGAGGCCAUCACGCACCAACCUUUCGCUGCAUGGGUUCAAGAUAACAUUGCCAAACCGCUUGGCUUAGAGGAGGAAAUGUCUAUUGGGUUGGGAGAUGGUCGGCUGGAAAAGCUUCAGUCGCGCAUCGCCACGCUAUGCAACGGGUUUUUUGUUUCACCAGACGGCGAGACACCUUCUGAGGAUGAGCUUCGUCGCAUGAUGCAGCAAUUACGAGAGAUUGACCAAACACAGAAACAGAUCGAGCUCGAGGAAGAGCAGCGCCGUGAGGCUCAGGGUGCCGAAGCACCCAAUGAACCCCACGAAGUUUUACCAGCCUCAAACCAGACGAAGAGCGGCCCGACUCCACCGGUUGACGAUCCUUUUGAAGUAUGGCCCCCUGCCUGCGAAAUCAAGUCAACUCAAUAUGACGCUUUGAUUGAGAAGCUCCAACGCGAAGUCGAACAUGAAUGUUUUGCUGGUGCCGAGGACGGCUGGACUUUGCACAGCCGCCCACGAAACAUCGAGAUUUACAAGAAAUCGAUGCCGGGCAGCAACGCCAUUAUGGUGCGCGGCAAUGCUGACAUUGAUGCUCCACCAGCAGCCGUCUUUGAGGUGAUGCGUGAACCAACAAAAAAGGGGCAGUGGAAUUCUCAAUUUGCUCAACUCGACGUGGUGGAGGAGUUUGAUGAAGUCACGACCAUCAUUCGUGACGAGUACAAACCCAUUUGGCCCGUCAGUGGCCGCGAUUUCUGCAUGCUGCAAGCUGUACGGUUUUCAGCUGACGGCAGCUACAUUGUGAGCAACAAGUCCAUCGAGCACCCCGACUGCCCUGCCAAGCCUGGUAUGGUAACUAAUGCGGUCGCGACAGAUCAGCCGCUGGCCGUGGCCAAUAUUCGAGACUUGCUUGCAAACGUUCAAGACUUUUCACGUUACGAGACGAUGCUGCAAAAGCAGCGACUGGUCGAGGCUGCUCCUACAGAUGAAGAGACUGCCCCUCCCACUCUAGCUCCAGCCAAUGGCGACGCCAGUGAUUUUGAACCUGAAGGUGGCCUAUCCAUGCCAGAGGCUCGUUCAGAUGCCCAGGCCCUGGAGGCUGCCAACACCAUGGAAGCAGAAGCAGAUAGCACGUCCGAUUUUGAUUUGUCGCGUCUGCUCACGGCGGAUCCGUGCAUCUACAAUGCACCAAUGGUUCGCCGAGCCUGCAUUCCUUCUGCAAAUGGGCACUUUAGUGCUCGCGCAGUAGCCAAGUUUUAUGCUUCUUUGGUCGGCGAAGUGGAUGGCGUGCGCCUUUUGGAUGAAGCGACCAUGACGGAGGCCUGUCGGCUGCAAGCCAGCGAGCAAAUGGGCAUGCGCGAUGAACCUAUGCGCUGGGGACUGGGAUUUCAAAAAUAUACGCGACAGCUGCCCAACGGCAAGCAGGUAGAUGGGCCAUUUGGUCAUUUAGGCUUGGGGGGAAGCGUGGGCUUUGCAGACCCCACCUGUGAGCUCUCCAUGGCGGUGUCUGUUAAUCGCCUGGCGUUGGACCGUGAGUGCUCAGAGCGGCUGGUGCAGACCGUAUACUCGGCGCUCGGCCUUGGUGAACUGGCCUUUGCUUAAGACUAUACGAGCUGGGUGCUAUUGGCUUGCUUCGACUUGCCACACCCUUGUCACAAUUCCACGGCUCAAUAGUU